GGAUUGCUAUGUGUAUAUAAAAGUUGGAAAGGCAUGGACAUCGUGAUGGGAGUUCAGUCCCCCUCAAUUCUCAGUUCCGAACACAUCAAGGUUGCUGUGUUCCUCCUGCUUCUUGUGAUCAGCUCUAACUCCACCUCCUGGUAGGAUGCUUUCAAAGUCAAUGUUAAAGGUAAUGGGGCACCUGGAUCCUUCUUACCUUACUAUCCACUCUCUCACCGAGUGAAUGAAACCAAUGAACUCUGUUUCUUUUCUGACUCUGCUCUGGGGAAUCUAAGACUGUGAAUGUGUCACUAUUCCCUGGGGAGUCUGAAGCCUGAGCAUGCGCACCAGUUGCUACCAAUUGUUGCAGAUCGCAAGAGACUUGCCCUUUCUACGUUCUUCUCCAGGGAUCCCCGCCUGAACCAGGGGUCCUGAGAUCCAACCCCCUCCUGAGUGGUGACAGGUUAGGUCGGGUUGGUUGGACUAUCUAGGGCAAUAACCCAUAGAGUUCCCGUCCUCCUCGCCUUUAGCCGUGCAGACUCGGCGCCUCCGCCCUUGUUCCCUGGUCGCUCCCAGCUUCCUAUUGAAAGCUACCGCGAACGCCUUGAAUGAAACGUGUGUGGGUUUAGUGUAUGGUAAAACCACCAGGGGAUCCCGUCUCUCCACAAACCAGAUGCUCUGCUAGAAGGAGGACGAGAGGGAGGCAACCUGGAGUGAAGCCCGCGCAGUGGCUGAGCGACUGGGAGAGGCCGCGCCACCUCCCCUGUCGACCACGCACUGUUCCGCCCGCCUGCAGCGGUUCCAGGCACCACGCUCUCCACCCGGGUUGCGAUGGUGGUGGCAGUGACAAGCUCCUGCAGCCCACAGCACUGUGCACAAAGCAGCAGCGUCCUCUCCUCCCUCUCGCUCCACUCCACGCCUUCUCAGCCCGUGCACUACGCACAGCCGCCGGCGCCAUCCGCUUGUCAACUUUGAGCUGAAGGAGCAGCAACUUUGACAGUGGCCGCGGGUUUUCGAAUCUGGCUUCUCCUUGGCAACAGUCCCUUUGAAAGUCGUCGGAGUUAAACGAAGCAAGAGUUUCUUCUGAGCUCUGGCGUUGCCUUGUUUGCAACGGGUCCCCCCACCCCCCACCCCCGCCAGCCGAGAGUGGGAUUGUGACAGCCAGUCCCCUAGUGGAGGGGACUUGUUUUUCUUUUUCUCUAGAGACCUCUACUAGCGACUGGAUAAGGCAGUACCGAAAGGAUGUAAAUAGCAGAGCAACUGUUACCAAGAAGAGAGCCACCACCCAAAGGCUGGGAGGAGCGCGGGGCUUCCUCCAGGCUGCGCCCAGUCGCAACAUUAGGGAACAAUCAAGUGGUGUUCGCAACUUUUCAAGGUCAGCCUCUUGGAUCUGUUAUUUCCCUGGGAACCUUCGGGUGCACCGAGCUUGGAUUAGAUUUGGCUGGGAAAUGCUCAGAACACGAAACGUGGAAGGAUUGUAAGGAUGUGUUGAUGACACCGUCCUUCCCCAAGCGCCCUGUUCCCUCCCAGCAAUCUUCUGCUCCUAUCCACUACCCAGCGGUGAGUAUGUGACAUGUGCCUAACUCUCUGCACCAAGUUUGGCAGCAGGUGUCGGUGCUAAGCUAGAGCCAGGCUGGUAGGUGCGCCCUCGCCAAGCCAUGCCAGCCCGGGGCGCGCCUCUCUCGCGCACAUCGCGGCUGCUGCUCCUUCUGCUGUUCAAGGUUUCUGUCUCUGCUGCCCUGAGCUUUGUCCCUGAGCCCAGGAAUGGAACUUGUCUCGGGGAGAGCUGUUCCCCACUGAUCCAACGCCGCAGCAGGGAUGCCCGGGGACCUGGGAAUUCGGCAAGAGAUGCUCUGCGAGUCCAUGUGCCCAGAGAGAAACUGGAAGCAGAGGUGAGAGGGGCGACCUCCUGGGACCUCCCACCACCCAGGGGCGGUGACACAGGUGUGAUUGAAGAAGCAGUGGCUGCUGGGCCCUUGGAACCUCCAACCAAGCCACCAAGUGCCUGGAGAUGGAAAAGUGCCCAGGGUAAAGAACCAUCCAGGCAUUUGAGGAGAAGGGACCCCACGGAUCCCCAACUCUUCCUUCAGACAUCUGAGGGGGGAGAGAUGAGUUCCAAGCGCGAUGGGAUUCCCUGGAGCAGCCAGGAGCACAGUGUGAAAACGGAACCCAGAGAUCUUUUUUACUGGCCGCGAAGAACUGGACAACUCCAGGAUUCCCAACACAGGCCUUCAGCGGUACACGAAGGAAGGACCCUUGCUCCUCCAGGCAGGGCACUACCGCAAAACGGGUCUGCAGAUGACUGGGUUCCUGACCAAGGGGGUCCACGCCGUGGAAACACCACUAGCAGGCGCGUGAGACUGAAGAACCCCUUCUACCCAUUGACCCAAGAAUCCUAUGGAGCCUAUGCAGUCAUGUGCUUAUCUGUGGUGAUCUUUGGGACCGGCAUCAUUGGCAACUUGGCAGUGAUGUGCAUCGUGUGUCACAAUUACUACAUGAGGAGCAUCUCCAAUUCUCUCUUGGCCAACCUGGCUUUCUGGGACUUUCUCAUCAUCUUCUUCUGCCUCCCCCUGGUCAUCUUCCAUGAGUUAACUAAGAAAUGGCUUUUGGAAGAUUUCUCCUGCAAGAUCGUGCCCUAUAUUGAGGUGGCUUCUUUGGGUGUCACUACCUUCACCUUAUGUGCACUGUGCAUAGAUCGCUUCCGGGCUGCCACCAACGUCCAGAUGUACUAUGAAAUGAUUGAAAAUUGCUCUUCCACCACUGCCAAACUUGCAGUUAUCUGGGUUGGUGCUCUGCUCUUGGCACUUCCGGAAGUUGUCCUCCGCCAGCUGAGCAAGGAGGAUUUGGGCUUUAGUGGCCAGGCUCCUGCAGAACGGUGUGUCAUAAAGAUCUCUCCCGAUUUACCGGAUACCAUCUAUGUCUUGGCUCUCACCUAUGAUGGUGCAAGGCUCUGGUGGUAUUUUGGUUGCUACUUUUGUCUGCCCACACUUUUCACCAUCACCUGCUCUCUAGUGACCGCUCGGAAGAUCCGCAAAGCAGAGAAGGCCAGUACCCGUGGAAACAAGCGGCAGAUCCAUCUAGAGAGCCAGAUGAACUGCACAGUAGUGGCUCUGACCAUUUUAUAUGGGUUUUGCAUCAUCCCUGAGAAUAUCUGCAACAUCGUCACUGCCUACAUGGCCACGGGCGUCUCUCAGCAGACCAUGGACCUGCUCAACAUCAUCAGCCAGUUCCUUUUGUUCUUCAAGUCCUGUGUCACCCCUGUGCUCCUCUUCUGCCUCUGCAGACCCUUCAGCAGGGCCUUCAUGGAGUGCUGCUGCUGCUGCUGUGAGGAGUGCAUCCAGAAGUCUUCCACUGUGACCAGUGACGACAACGACAACGAGUACACCACAGAACUGGAGCUGUCGCCCUUCAGUACUAUCCGCAGGGAGAUGUCCACCUUUGCUUCUGUGGGGACUCAUUGCUGAAGGAACGGCUUGGUUAGCUUCGAUUUCUUUGAUUUUCAUAUUCUGUGAAAAUUUUUACUCCAUAUUUUUCCUUACAGGGGAAUAAUGCAAACAUUUUGAAAAGCAAGUAGAGGAAGACAUAUUAACUACUCUAGAACUGAUUUUGCAAAUUAAUAUUUGUGCUCUGGGAAAAAAUGUUUCUAUUUAGUUAUGUAAGAAGAAGGCGGCCAACAGUCUCAGAUCAUUUUUCCUGCUAUGGUGCUAAUAUUUUAUUCAAAAGUUAUUGCACCUUAACAAUAUUAAUUGUUUGAUUUUUUUCCUUUCUUUUAAAAACAUAAUCAUUGUAUAUUGAAGGCAGGCCUGGAAUUUUGCUAGUUAUUUUGUGUUUGAGUUGUGAUUGGAAGUGCAUUGUAUUUGAAAUGGUUUGUUUUUUCCAGCCAUGCAACUUAGCACCAAAUAAACUUCCCAUCCUUCUUUAACAUGACUGUCAAUCUACUUUUAACUAAGACUCAAUAAAUUUUUUAAUUGCCUUAA
This is a messenger RNA of Mus pahari (shrew mouse), 3956 nucleotides long. RefSeq names its product G protein-coupled receptor 37 (gene Gpr37). Bases 1638 to 3443 code for a protein of 601 amino acids. Gene Ontology annotation, molecular function: G protein-coupled peptide receptor activity; prosaposin receptor activity. The transcript has 2 exons. Gene Ontology annotation, cellular component: plasma membrane; signaling receptor complex. Lineage: Eukaryota; Metazoa; Chordata; Mammalia; Rodentia; Muridae. Gene Ontology annotation, biological process: positive regulation of MAPK cascade; adenylate cyclase-inhibiting G protein-coupled receptor signaling pathway. The record is from RefSeq and is a predicted model, not a curated record.